ACGUUACGCUCUCCUAUGGUAAAAGCAAAGAGGUUAGAAGAUCUCUACCCACGACAGAGCUGCCUAAUAGCACAUCCGGGUGAGCAGAAACAGAGGUCGUGUGGAGGGAUGUUCAACAGAAACAUGUUUUUGCGAAGGGUCUUACAAUGUGGUGUUUCUGCACUCAAAGGAAGUCGGUCCAUUCAUCAGAGUGCGACAUGGAGAAGUCCACUCAUACCUAUCGUUGUGGAGCAGACGGGUCGAGGAGAGCGUGCCUAUGACAUUUACUCAAGGCUACUGAGAGAGAGAAUCAUCUGUGUGAUGGGCCCAAUUGACGACUCUGUGGCCUCUUUGGUUAUCGCUCAGCUGCUUUUUCUCCAGUCAGAGAGCAAUAAUAAGCCUAUUCACAUGUACAUCAACAGUCCUGGUGGUGUAGUUACAGCUGGACUUGCGAUCUAUGACACUAUGCAGUACAUCUUAAAUCCCAUUUCUACCUGGUGUGUGGGCCAGGCUGCCAGUAUGGGCAGUCUGCUUCUGGCUGCAGGAACUGCAGGAAUGAGGCAUUCUUUGCCUAAUGCCCGAAUUAUGGUGCACCAGCCCUCCGGAGGUGCAAGGGGGCAAGCAACAGAUAUUGCCAUCCAGGCAGAGGAAAUUCUUAAGCUGAAAAGACAGAUCAACAACAUCUAUUCCAAACACACAGGACAGCCUUUGGAGACUAUAGAGGGUGUGAUGGAGAGAGAUCGAUACAUGAGUCCGAUGGAAGCACAGGAUUUCGGGAUAAUUGACAAGGUCUUGGUUCAUCCUCCACAGGCUGGGCAAGAUGAGCCAGAACUUCUUCAAAAAGAACCCACCAGCCCUGGAAGCACCUCCACUUCCCCUCAACCUCAGGUCUCUGAGACUGGCCAGCCUGGCAGCAACCCUCCCUCCUCCUACAAACCUGGACCCUGA
This is a messenger RNA of Xyrauchen texanus (razorback sucker), 927 nucleotides long. RefSeq names its product ATP-dependent Clp protease proteolytic subunit, mitochondrial-like. Gene Ontology annotation, molecular function: ATP-dependent peptidase activity; serine-type endopeptidase activity; ATPase binding. The record is from RefSeq and is a predicted model, not a curated record. Bases 16 to 927 code for a protein of 303 amino acids. The transcript has 7 exons. Lineage: Eukaryota; Metazoa; Chordata; Actinopteri; Cypriniformes; Catostomidae. Gene Ontology annotation, biological process: protein quality control for misfolded or incompletely synthesized proteins. Gene Ontology annotation, cellular component: endopeptidase Clp complex.